Molecule: messenger RNA, 1362 nt
Organism: Tachyglossus aculeatus (Australian echidna)
Lineage: Eukaryota; Metazoa; Chordata; Mammalia; Monotremata; Tachyglossidae
Product: olfactory receptor 2B6-like
Exons: 7
Coding region: 1-1362 (453 amino acids)
Biological process (GO): G protein-coupled receptor signaling pathway
Cellular component (GO): membrane
Molecular function (GO): olfactory receptor activity; G protein-coupled receptor activity
Source: RefSeq, a predicted model, not a curated record
AUGUUGAAGAACAGCACGCAGACCUCACUGGAAGGGUUUGUCUUGUUGGGCUUCUCUGACAGGCCCUGGCUGGAAACCCCACUCUUUGUCAUCUUCCUGCUGGCCUACAUCUUGGCCCUCUUUGGUAACAUCUCCAUCAUCCUCGUCUCAAGGCUGGACCCUCAACUCUACACCCCCAUGUACUUCUUCCUCAGCAACCUCUCCCUCCUGGAUCUCUGCUACAUCACUAGCACUAUCCCCCAGAUGCUCGUCAACCUGUGGGGACCUCAGAAGACCAUCAGCUAUGGGGGCUGUGUGGCCCAACUCUACAUCUCUUUGGCUUUGGGCUCCACUGAGUGCAUCCUGCUGGCCAUCAUGGCCUUUGACCGCUAUGUUGCCAUCUGCAGAUCCCUCCACUAUCCAGUCAUCAUGAACCCACAGCACUGUGUGCGUCUGGCAGCGGGCACCUGGAACAGUGGCUUUGCUAACUCUCUGGUUCAGACGACACUCACAGCGACGGUCCCACGCUGUGGGCACCAAGUCCUCAAUCAUUUCUUAUGUGAGGUGCCCACCCUGCUCAAGUUGGCCUGCACCGAUACCCGGCUCAACGAGGCCCUGCUCAACGUGCUCGGGUCCCUCCUGCUCCUGGUGCCCCUGACUCUGAUCGUGGGCACCUAUGGCUUCAUCGCCCGCACCGUGCAGCGGAUCCGCUCUGCAGAGAGCCGACGCAAGACCUUCAACACCUGUGCCUCCCACCUGGUGGUGGUGUCGAUGUUCUACUUCUCGGCCAUCAGCAUGUACGUUCAGCCGCCGUCCAGCUAUUCGCGGGAGUGUGGCAAGGUCACAACCUUGUUCCACGGGAUCCUCACCCCCACAUUCAACCCCUUCAUAUACACCCUGAGGAAUAAGGAUGUGAAGGCAGCACUGCGUCGGGCACUGACCAAGGAAUUCUGGGUCAGCUGCGAACCGUGGAUGGAGAAGAUCACCAUCACUUCCUACUGCCCCUCUAUUGGGAAAUAUCGGGGUGACCCCAGCUCAGCGGGAACCGCGGAGAAGAGGCUGACCAAGAUGGAAGAUGGAUCACAAGGCUCUUGGAGGAAUUUAAGAUCGAGGAGUUUCCCAGAUCAGCUCCAGAAAUACAUUUCCCAGAGAUUGCUGGGGCUACACGGGUACUGGCCUGCUGAGAAUUCAAGAAAAGAUGGGACAGGAGACCCUUUGCUGACAUUUCACAAUUACAACUGGCUCUGUGAUCUCGGAUCCAAUGCUGCUGAACCUUCCUUGGGCUGCCAGCUGGCGGUCAAGAGCUUGCUCAGAGCCCUUGAGAUUGAAAUUCCAAACUUCAGGAUUGAAGGGCAACCCAGCAAAGGGAAGACACUCUAUUAG